This is a messenger RNA of Cladophialophora carrionii CBS 160.54, 2394 nucleotides long. RefSeq lists its product as uncharacterized. The record is from RefSeq and is a predicted model, not a curated record. NCBI's taxonomy places the organism in Eukaryota, Fungi, Ascomycota, Eurotiomycetes, Chaetothyriales, Herpotrichiellaceae. The coding region runs from base 1 to 2394 and encodes 797 amino acids. The transcript has a single exon.
AUGAGCGACAAUCCACCUCCAAAGAAGAAGUCUCGCUUCUUUUCGAAUGGAAUGAGCGUCGUUGAUAACAUUCUGCGUCCACUUAACAAACAGGCUCGUAAAGGCGGCGAAGGUGAUGGCUCGGCUGAGGCAGAAGCCAACGACCCUCCAAGAGAUGGUACUCCCUCGACUGAGCAAGGUCCCUCUCUACUGUCCAACAUUCGGCCUGCUGUUCCCUCGACAUUGCCAGCACAAACGACAACACCAAAUGAAACUCCGGCGACUGGUAGUGCUCCUGCCCCACCGAGCGCGUUUCUAGCUAGAGAACAUCACGACCACCGACAGAGCCCUCCACCACCGCGACACGCCCCGGAUAGCGAAGCCGAGACAGAGGUUGAGUCGAUUGCAGAUCGCCGAGAAGAUGAAGCAGAUUGUGGUGCGAGUGAUGAGGAGAACACCAAACCGAGCCUUCACAUUCAGAGACAACGACACCAGCGAAGACAAGCCAUCUACGGCGCAGAGGCUCUUCUCCCACAAGGGUCAAAAAUUGGUGGACAGCAGACUUCUCAGCCUCCAAGCUUCAUCUACAAUCCUCAUAGCAUCCCAGCACAAGGUCCGAUCCUGACCGCUCCCUCUGCCCUAGCACCUCCUGGCAACAGCUACACAUUUAGCGGCGUCCCUACAAACCCCAAUGCCACCACAGCUGGAGGCCAAUUUGCCUUCAACUUCAGACUCACGCAAGAUCUGCCAAUUCCUUCCACGAUCCAGCAACCGGCUUACAAUCAGUACCAACACCCCAUCGGUUCCGGCUUGGCACGCAUCGCUCACCAAGCCGUCCACGCUGAUACCGGGCCUCUGAAUCGGCAUGGGCAACAAGAUCCGACGACACCCAAACAACCCUUCCAAACAAAUGUACUUAACGCACCUUAUGUUGACAUGGACCGUGACGAACACGGCCGACGGCUUCGAGACUACGUCCCCCGGCCCACAGCCCAUCACGGCAUCUGCCACUCUUCUAAUACCGUGGCUCCUCGCCUUCGCGGGACAGACCUCGACUCCCUUAUUCCCGAACACAUGUACACGUCGCCCAACCGUGUGGAGCGCGCCCAACAAUUCGCACGCAUCAAUCUCAAGCGCAAGCGUCCCGAUGCAAUACUCCCACCAGCCAGCUAUGUGUACCAGCACACGGGGUCCCCAGACUUCAAUAUCUUCCACGGCCUGCUGCUCUACCCGGAACUGUGCUUCGCGCUGGCCGCCCACCUACCAGUCAAGGACCUGAUCUCUCUGUACGCCAUCUCCAAGGACUUCCACGUGAUUCUGGACACGCGCUUCACGACGGUGAUGCUGAGGCAAGCGGUCUCCAAAGCCCCGGACUCGGCGCGCACAUUCAUGUUCCGCAGCUACGCGCACCUCUGCCGGUCCGACCCGGCGGCGCGGAUUGCGCACCCCAACGCGCAGCUCGCCGAGCAGGGCACGCCGCGCAAGAUCCCCUCCUUCCGCUGGCUCAAGAUGGUGCUGCACCGCGAGAAGGUGAUCCACGAGCUGAUGACCGUGUUUGCCGAGGACGGGAUCCCGCUGCCCGCGCGCUGCGCGCUCGCCCUGAAGAGGCUGUGGUUCAUGCUCGACAUCCCCGACAACGCGCGCCGCAUUGGAUUCGUGCACAACAAGACCCUCAUGACGGACCUGGAUCUGUACUUCUGCGCGUGCUUCAUCACGAAGCUGGACAUGCGACUCAACGACCCGAUCAGUGGCGAGAAACGCGACGGAAUGCGCAAGCUAUUGCUCGCGCAGCGCAGUUUCACGCGCAUUCUCCGUGUCCUGAAGCGCGAGGUCUGGACGAUCAGGUUCGACGUCCUCCGCGAGUGGGUGAGGAUGAAGCACGUGAUCACCGAGGAAGACGAGGUGGGCCUCGACAUGUUCGGCGUGCCGGCCAGCGAGAUCGGCCGCGGCAGAUUGGAGUACUGGGGUCUGAAAACCGAGGAGGACAUCGGUCGCAAACUGCACGGCCUGUUGCGGCCCGACCAGCUGAUCGUGCGGGAGGCGAUCAAGCGGGGCAUGCGCUUCGAGAAGCAUUACCUCCGGUUCUUGCUAUACGGGUACGUGAGGCCGGACACGCUAGAGGACUAUGCGCCCAGGACGUACGGCCGGCGGAUCAGUGAGAUCCAAGACGAUGAGUACGAGGUUGACGAUCUCGUGGGCGGAGUGGCUGCGCUGGGUAUGGGCGACGAGGGCUUCGAUCCGUUACUGGACUUGGGCCAGCCGAGGGAGACGAGUCCGUACACGAUUGUCAAGGAAGAGACGAGUAAAGCGGAGGUGGUGAUGCGGGAGCGCGAGGACCAGUUUCUCGACAAGUGCAUUAGCUGGUGGGAGGAGGAGAGACGAGCGAUGCAGCCACUGAAAAAGCAUGCCGCGUGA